Messenger RNA from Acomys russatus (golden spiny mouse), 1445 nucleotides. RefSeq names its product ring finger protein 149 (gene Rnf149). The record is from RefSeq and is a predicted model, not a curated record. The transcript is spliced from 7 exons. Lineage: Eukaryota; Metazoa; Chordata; Mammalia; Rodentia; Muridae. The coding region runs from base 16 to 1209 and encodes 397 amino acids.
CCCGGCUGGGCGGCCAUGGCGGCGCGACGGCGAUGGCGGCCCACGGUCGGCGCGGGAGCCUGGGGCGCGCUCACAUGGUUGGCUCUGGCCUCGUGUGCUCCCGGGGUGGGCGGCGGGGCGCUCGAGUGGUACUCCGCCAUGGUGGGCAUCGAGUACGUGGACCCGCGGUCCAACCUGACGGUGUGGAGCUUGUCGGAGAGCGGCCGCUUCGGCGACAGCUCGCCCAAGGAGGACAAGCAGGGCCUGGUGGGCAUCCCGCGCGCGCCCGGGGACGCGGAGGGCUGCGCGCCCGACACGCGCUUCGUGGCGCCCGGCGGCCUGGGCGCCGAGCCCUGGGUCGCGCUGGUGGCGCGCGGCGACUGCACCUUCAAGGACAAGGUGCUGGCGGCCGCGCGGAAGAACGCCUCGGCGGUGGUGGUCUACAACCAGGAGCGCUACGGGAACGCCACCGAGCCCAUGUCGCACGCGGGAACAGGAAACACAGUUGUCAUUAUGAUUAGCUAUCCAAAAGGACGAGAAAUUUUUGAUCUGGUGCAAAAAGGCAUUCCAGUAAAAAUGACCAUUGGGAUUGGUACCCGCCAUAUGCAGGAGUUCAUCAGUGGUCAGUCCGUGGUGUUUGUGGCCAUUGCCUUCAUCACGAUGAUGAUCAUCUCAUUAGCAUGGCUAAUAUUCUAUUACAUACAGCGCUUCCUGUACACUGGCUCACAGUUUGGAAGUCAGAAUCAUAGAAAGGAAACUAAGAAGGCUAUUGGCCAGCUUCCAUUGCACACCGUAAAGCUUGGAGAGAAGGGAAUUGAUGUUGAUGCUGAGAAUUGUGCAGUGUGUAUUGAAAAUUUUAAAGUCAAGGAUGUUAUCAGAAUCCUGCCAUGCAAGCAUAUUUUUCAUAGAAUAUGCAUUGACCCAUGGCUUUUGGAUCACCGAACAUGUCCAAUGUGUAAACUUGAUGUCAUCAAAGCCCUGGGAUAUUGGGGGGACCCUGAGGAUGCCCAGGAGCCACCCAUCCCAGAAGCUGCCCCGGGAAGUGUUUCUGUUGGGAAUCUGAGUGUGACAUCCCAAGAUGAGGACCGGAGUGGUGAAACCAACCUUCCAUCCUCUUCCUCAAGCGAGUCUGGGCCACGGCGCCCCUGUUUUAAAGACGAUGUGGGGGAAGACUCAGCAUUACUGGGAGCCGGCAGGACUGACUCUCACCAUGGAGGCUCCAUCUGCUAGCACACGCCUCACUGGCAGCCUCACCGACAGAGCCUUGGCUUGGACUACAGGACAUUUAAUUUUUUACUCUAGGGCAUAGUUUGUAUACUUGAAAACAGUGGGUAUUAUUUUACUUUACCUUUCAGAUUCAGGUUUGAUAUACAAAGGGCUGAGAUAUUUUAUUCCUAAAAGACUUUUAAUUAGCCUUCCUCUAUUUAUCUACUGAAGUAUGAUGUCCAUCAGUUUGCUGCGUCCGA